Messenger RNA from Staurois parvus, 267 nucleotides. The record is from the annotation of a GenBank genome assembly. NCBI's taxonomy places the organism in Eukaryota, Metazoa, Chordata, Amphibia, Anura, Ranidae.
AGUGCUGCCAAUUAGUGCCACCUAUCAAUGCCAGUCAGUGCCACCUAUCAGUGCUGCCAAUCAGUGCCACCUAUCAAUGCCAGUCAGUGUCACCUAUCAGUGCUACAAAUCAGUGCCACCUAUCAGUGCCAUCAGUACCGCCUAUCAGUGCCCAUCAGUGCUGCCUAUCAGUGCCAUCCAGCAGUGCCAGUCAGUGCCACCUAAUAGUGCCAGUCAGUGACACCUAUCAGUGCCAGUCAGUGUUGCCUAUCAGUGCCACUUAUCAGU